Molecule: messenger RNA, 3317 nt
Organism: Cololabis saira (Pacific saury)
Lineage: Eukaryota; Metazoa; Chordata; Actinopteri; Beloniformes; Belonidae
Gene: ccpg1
Product: cell cycle progression 1
Exons: 10
Coding region: 113-2596 (827 amino acids)
Cellular component (GO): membrane
Source: RefSeq, a predicted model, not a curated record
CGGAUGGGCAUAACUGCAAUAAUAGUGGAGCUGCUUGCAAACAGAGCAGCUGUUUGGCUAUUAGGUUCAAAACACUGGCGAGGCCCUUGUUUAUUGCCAACAGCUCACAGAAAUGUCAGAAUCAUCAAGUGAUGUAGAUUCAUCUUGUGGCUGGAGCAUUAUAAGUAAUGAGGGCUCAGAUAUUGAGACGUUGGAAGCUGGGGUUGAAUAUGUAGCCGAGCUGCUAGAGUGCCCGGCAGUGGAAGAACCGGAGCUGCUGGAAUCACAGCCGCCGGCUUCUGCUGCUGUGGCUGUUGUCGAGGAGGCUGCUGAUUCCCCUGACGACACCCUGAAAGAACAGACUAUAGAUGAAACACUUUUCUCUCCAGAGGCUGGAGUCAAUGCUGCUGGGAAGGAGCAUGUGCUAUCUUCUAGCGAUCACUCCGAUAUUGUGACUCUGGGAGACUCAAAAGAGGGCGAGCACACGGAGGAGGAUGCAGCCGCCAGUGAGGAGCGUUACCUCGGCACCUCCAGCAGCAGCUUUUACACCUUCACUGCAGACACUGUUUGUUCAGCAGAGCAACCAGCAGGGACAAACUCGAGCAGCAGUGAAGAUGAGGUUCAGCGAAAUGCCGAUACUGUUGUCCGAAGGCGAAGGAUGAGGAAGAACACCACAAGUGCUAUAGAUCCAGAAGAGGAGGAAGAGGAUGGGGAAGCAGUGCCAGAUUCGCGUUCGAGUGAGGGGGAGGACAAUGAUGAGGAGAUGAAAGAAAAGGAGCUCCAAGAGGAGCGGACUGGAGACGGACCAUAUGCCGCUCUGGAAGACGGAGUGCGAGGCAGUAUCUUCAGCAGAUAUGUCCUGCUCGCCCUCAUCGUAGCCAUCAGCACGGGAGUCGUACACUUCUACAUCCAGAUGCAGGAAAGCGUGGAGAAAAUCGGAGAGAAUCAGCUGGACCGUGUGAGGGAUCAGCUGCAGCAGCAUUUGAGAGAUCCACGUUUUACACACCAGAGGAUCAUCUUUGACCAAGACAAUCUGGAUGAGAAUCUGGAAGUUAUUUCAUUGCUCAUGGAAGUGAUUGAGAAGAUAAAGAAAGAAAACCAGGAGCUACACUCAAAACAGAUGCACGUUCAGGCCCAGAGAGAUGACCUGAAAAUGUUGCUGAAACAAGCAGCCGAGGAGCGGACUAACAUCAUGUCUCGGCAGCAGAGUUUGACAUCUGAAAACCAGCGACUGAAAAGCUCACUGGAACACGAGGAAAAUGCCUUGUCCGUCUUACAGGAGGAGCUGAGAAACCUGCGCUCAAAGAUCAGAGAGCUGGAGGGGAUGAGAGCGGGAGCCGACUUGCUGAUGUCAGAAAACCAGAGGCUGAAGAGCCAGCUGGAGACGGAGAAGCAGCUGGUCAGAGAUUUCUACAUCCAGAGGGAAGACAUGAUAGCUGAAGCACAGAUGCUGAGGAAGCAGCUUGAAAAUAAGGAGACGGUCACAGAGGAGCUGAGGAGAGAGCUGAAUAAUGUGAGAAGUCACAUCCCUGGAGGUGGAUUCGGCCCGGAGGCAGAAGAGCUGCAGUCACGUCUGAUGGAGCUGGAGAAGAGACUGGGUUUUGAGCAGCAGCGCUCUGACCUGUGGGAGAGGCUGUAUGUGGAAACCAAAGAAGAGCGAGCCAAAGGAGAUCAAGAGUCCAAAGUGAAAAAAGCAAAACCAGGCAUGGCAGGGAAAGUAAAAGAGACAUUUGAUGCUCUCAAGAACUCCACCAAGGACUUUGUCCACCACCACAAGGAACAGAUCAAGAAAGCCAAAGAGGCUGUGAAGGAGAACCUGAGGAAGUUUUCUGACUCUGUCAAAUCAACUUUUCGACAUUUCAAGGAUUCAGCCUCAACCUUCAUCAAUAAGGCUCAAGGCUUUUAUAAGAGACGUGACAAAAGGAGUACAGAGGAAUCAUGGCAGCACAGAUCCCACAGUCCUCAUCAUAGGCAGAAAUCGGACUCCUCCCAAAGCAACCACAACACGCGCAAAUCAAGUCGGAAAGUUCAUGAGGAUCAAGUCCACAACAGCCACAAAUCCAGCAUGAAGGGAUGCGCCGGAGUUUUCGACUGUGCCUAUCAGGAGUCCAUGAGCCUCUUUAACAAAGCCCUGGAGCCGAUCCGAGCUGAUGAAUUUCACCAGCUUCUGCAGAGCUACCUGCACCAGGAGGUCCACCACUUCCACCACUGGAAGGAGCUGGAGAUGUUCAUCAACAAUUUCUUCCACAACGGAGUGUUCAUUCAUGACCAGAUGCUUUUCACUGACUUUGUAAGCGGAGUUGAAGACUACCUGGCCGACAUGCACGAGUAUCAUGGCCAUGAUGAUGACGUGUUCGGAGAUCUUGAUGACUACAUCUACAGGCACUUCUUCGGAGAAGCGUACACCAAAACCUACGGCCCGCGUGGGCCGUUUGAAAGACCCGACGCAGACUCAAAGGAUGAGUCGAGGGUAAAGAAUCAACAGCGGAAGCAGCAGAGAGCCAGAUCUCGACCGCACAGAGAUCGCAAGUGGAGCAAAUCAGGAAGAAGCUCAGACAGACACAUGGCUGAUGUCAAAAUAGAACUGGGCCCAAUGCCGUUCGAUCCAAAAUACUGAAAACAUCUCAGCUGGUUAAAUUUCAUAGCUGCAAUUUCUUCAAAUUUUGGGUUAUGUUUAGAUGCCAAGACACUUUUUUUGUAAAUUUGCACAUUUUCUUUUAAUGCUACUGAACGUACUUGAGCUGUUUUGGUGAAAUAAUUGUUUUUAAAGUUCUAGUUAGAGAUGUGGCAUAUUUUACAUGCACUAUGUACAGUAGUGCUAUGGGUUUAAAACUGGGUUUGAGAAAUUUCUGCUAACGUCCAUCUUCAUCCAAAGCCUCAUCACUUUGUUAAAAUUACACAAAAUAUUAAUCUGGAACUCAGUAGCGGAGCCAUGUUUCUAAAAUGUUGCUGCUGCAGUGACUGGUUUGUGUUACGUUGAUGUAAUCUGCUUUCGUAGUUCAAACAUUCCACCUCAAGCUUGUUUAACUGGAGCUGGUGACUUUAUUUCACUUUCACAUGUGGCAUAAAGAAAAAAACUGGAAAAAAAUAAGCAAGACGUCAAGUUUUAUUCUGGGUGAAAAAAAAGGCCACAUUUAAGUUUAAAAAUAUUUAUUUUAGUAGCAUAUCAAUACCAUACUACCUAUUCUCCAAGAGAAAAUGACCAUUGUUCCAGUGUUUUAGUGCCUUUCAUAAAUAAAGAUGCUUUGUCCAACUCUUCCUUCAGGAAAGUGAGUAUGAAAUAACUCUUCUGUCCUUACAAAGUUAUUUCCUUGCAGAAAUGCAGAGAUUUCCUACAG